AUGAUAGAUAGAUAUACGACAAAGCAGCAGCAACAACAGCAGCAGCAACAACAGCAGCAGCAACGACAGCAACAACAGCAGCAGCAAAAACAACAGCAAAAACAGCAGCAACAGCAGCAGCAGCAAAAACAACAGCAAAAACAGCAGCAACAGCAGCAGCAACAGCAGCAACAGCAGCAGCAGCAACAGCGGCAGCAGCAACAGCAAAAGCAGCAACAGCAACAACAGCAGCAGCAGCAACAGCAGCAACAACAGCAGCAACAGCAGCAGCAGCAACAGCAGCAGCAGCAACAGCAGCAACAACAACAGCAUCAUAAAGAGAUGAAUACCAUAUUAAUAAAGAAAUCAAUAACAACACAAAGGCACCCAAAUAAAAAAUAA
This is a messenger RNA of Eimeria mitis, 381 nucleotides long. RefSeq lists its product as uncharacterized. The transcript has 2 exons. NCBI's taxonomy places the organism in Eukaryota, Apicomplexa, Conoidasida, Eucoccidiorida, Eimeriidae. The record is from RefSeq and is a predicted model, not a curated record. Bases 1 to 381 code for a protein of 126 amino acids.